AUGCCUGGAAAGUUGAUUGAUCGAUAUGACCAUGUCCCUGUGACAAAGGCGGAGCUCGACUGGGCUGAAUUAAUCACCCUCGAUCUCAGCCAAUACGAACAGCCGGGCGGAAAAGAAGAUCUCGUCAAGCAGCUCGACCACGCCGUCCGCCAUGUCGGCUUCUUCUACGUCAAAAACUUCAACAUCCCCCAAGAAGAAAUCGACCGUCAGUUCGCCCUAGGACGCGAAUUCUACGCUCUCCCUCUUGAGGAGAAACUCAAGUAUCACAAUAGUGAUGACUUGGUGCGUGGUGAGUAUAAUGGGUAUAGACCGGCUGGACAUCGCAUCCUUGGAAACGGCAUCAAGGAUAACGUGCAGGUGUACAAUAUCCCCAAAUUCGACGGCCAUCAUCACCGCCAGCAGCCUGCUAUUCUCGCGGAGAAUAUUAAGGAGAUUGAGGCUUUUAGUCGGAAAUGCCACACAGAGGUAGUCGAAAAACUCCUCCGCCUCUUCGCCAUCCUCCUCCAACUCCCCGACGAAAACCAGCUCGUCAAAGACCACCAAUACGACGUCAAAGGCGAAGACCACCUCCGGUACAUGCACUACGCCGCGCGCAGCGUCGAGGAGAAUAAUAAAGUGGGCGAUCUAUACAGUCCCGGACACACGGAUCUGGGCACGGUGACGCUCCUCUUCAGACAGCCUGUUGCUGCGCUGCAGAUCCUCAACUCAGAGGGUCAGUGGAAGUGGGUGAGGCCUCAGGAUGGGACGAUCACGAUUAACACUUGUGAUGCGUUGACUGCGCUCACGGGGGGACUGAUCAAGUCGAGUGUUCAUCGCGUGCAUGCACCACCGCCGGAUCAGGCGCAUGUUGAUCGGUUGGGGGUGCUUUACUUUGCUAGACCCAACAACCACGUCAUCCUCGACCCAAUCCAAAACAGUCCCGUGCUGAACGAACUAGGACUCACCAAAAACGCCUUUACAGAACUUGGCCAGCACCUCACGACAGAGCAGUGGGUGAAAGUCCGCCAGACGCAGCAGCAGCGUCGUCUAAAAGAUACCAAGAUCUCGGCGGAUGGGAAGUACACGUACCAGCCGAAGGAUUUGGAGGUUAUUCCGGGUUUGCAUGCGAAGAUUUAUAACUAG
Aspergillus wentii DTO 134E9 is the source of this 1122-nucleotide messenger RNA. RefSeq lists its product as uncharacterized. NCBI's taxonomy places the organism in Eukaryota, Fungi, Ascomycota, Eurotiomycetes, Eurotiales, Aspergillaceae. Gene Ontology annotation, molecular function: dioxygenase activity. The transcript is spliced from 6 exons. The record is from RefSeq and is a predicted model, not a curated record. The coding region runs from base 1 to 1122 and encodes 373 amino acids.